CUUAGACUGAAGGUGUGGCUCAAAGUGGAGCACAUCUCGUCUCCAAAGCGCCCGGAUGCUCAUAAUGGUGCACUAACAGACACAAAAAGAGACAGGGACACCACAGAGCAGCACAGUCAGAGCAUGUCCACUGGGAAGGUGGCUGUUAUUAUAGGGCUGGGAGUAGGUGCGAUGCUUUUCAUACAAAGAGGAGACACGCUGGACUUGGUGGGCAACAACUGGUACCCAGAAUGGAGGGAGACGGCUGUGGUGUGCGUCAUAGCCGGAGUUUCCCUCCUCGUCUUGGGCUGGCUGCACAGGCUGCUCUUCGGUCCUCUGGAGCUGCUAAGGGGGCCCGAUGAUGUGGGUUACAUUGCUGAGGACGGUCGCUCCAGAGCCCGGGCUGCAAACGAGGUGCGCCGCAGGAGGAAGACCGGAGAUCUGCCUCCUGUUUAUCCAAACGGAUGGUACCGAGUGCUGGACUCACACAUGCUGCAGAGAGGCCAGGUCAAAGGUGUCUCUGUUCUAGGUGAGCAGACGGCAGUGUUUCGGGGCCAGGAUGGAAAGGCCUACGUAAUGGAUGCCUACUGCCCUCACCUGGGUGCCAACCUGGCUGUGGGAGGACGGGUGGUGGGAAGCUGCAUAGAGUGCCCAUUUCAUGGAUGGCAGUUUCGGGGGAGCGAUGGCAAGUGUGUGAGGAUCCCCUAUGCAGAAAAAGUGCCUGAGUUUGCCAAGGUGCGCUGCUGGCCCAGCUGUGAGGUCAACAACCAGAUCCUGGUGUGGUUUCACUGUGAUGGGGAAGAUCCUCAGUGGACCGUCCCAGAGCAGCCAGAAAUUACAAAGGGGGAAUGGGUCUAUCGGGGGAGAACUGAACACUUUAUCAACGCUCACAUACAGGAGAUUCCUGAAAAUGCAGCAGACAUCGCUCACAUCGCUCACCUGCACACGCCGGGCAUUAUCAGCGGAGUAGAUCUGCGUUACACCAAGAGCAAAACCUGGGAAUUUUUGCGGCAUGACUGGAAGGCUCAAUGGGAACCAGAGUCAGAGCCCAACAAGCAUUGCUCUCAGAUGUUGGUGAAACAUGCACUUACUGUGUUUGGUUGCCACUGGCCUCUGCUGGAUGUUCAUGUUGUGGCUAGACAGGUGGGUCCAGGAGUGGUGUUCCUGCUCUUUGACCACAGUUUCUUGGGCCGAGGUGUUAUCUUGCACAGUGUGACUCCAGUGGAGCCUCUGUUGCAGUGUGUCUCUCACACCAUCUUCUAUCAGUCUAAUAUCCCACCUCUGGUGCCCAAAUUCCUCCUCAAAGCAGAGUGCAUUCAGUUUGAGCGGGACGUGAUGAUCUGGAACAAUAAGAAGUACAUCUCCAAGCCUCUCCUUGUGAAGGAGGACUCAGCCAUCCAGAAGCACAGGCGCUGGUUCAGUCAGUUCUACAGCGAGAACAGCCCGCGGCUGCAAUACCAGCACAACACUUUGGACUUCUGACCCCCCUGAACUACCGAAGAGAAGAUCAGCAGAGAAGAUGUCAGGUCAGGGUUGACAUUAAUCAGAGGUCUCAGAGGAGGGAGUCCAGGAAUUGAUUUUUAUCAGUCACUUAUAAAAAAUUAAAGGAGGACGGGAGACCUGACCUGCUUGGGGCUCUUUUGAAAGCCUGAACCUUCUGUUAACCCUUAUAACCUCCUUUUCUAAGUCUUAUUGAAUGACUUUCCAGCUUUAUAUAUACGCAAGUGCCUGCAGCUGUCAUGUCGCCUGGUUGGACUGGUAUAAGAGUGGAUUCAGCCUGUGAAUGUGAGAUUUUAAUGAACCAGUCCUAACAAACAAUACAAAGCAAGCAAUACUAAGAAUGCCACAAUUGCCUCGCUGUAUCGCUGACAAGACCAUUAGAUUGUCAAAAAACACUUUACUCUGAAAAAUGUGAAUGAUUACACUGUGAUGCACAUAUAACCCGUAACAGUCUUGUGCUUGAGAGACUGUGUUUUCUGUCUGUAUAUUUCAUAUGAGUUAAUAUAAACUACCUGCCUCUAGUUUGAGUUCAGUGUGAAGUCUCACAAUACAAUGAUUUGUUAUCAUUUUCUUUCUCACUUUGGCUUUAUCUGCCUCAGCCGUAGGUAGAAUGGCAGGUGUGUUUGUUUUCCGAUUGAUAUCUCAGGGUGCUCAACAGCCAGCUGAUAGGGAUUUUCUAGUCACAGCAGUGUGCAAUGACAACGUAAAGUACAGCAACUCCUCUUAAAAUCCUUUUUUAAAUUGAUUUAUUAGUGAUUGGGCUCAGGCGUUGCCAGCGGUCUCCAUAGCUCCAUCGUUGCUCCGAUAUUCACGAAAUGUGGUACCCACAUUGCUCUUAUCAUUUGUUUGUACAUUAAAGCAUGUAAACAUGUUCUAGUAGAAACCCCAAAUACAAGUAUGCACCUGAGAAUGAGCAUGAUAGGUCCUCUUUAAAGUCAGUCUUUACUCAAUGCCAGUUCUGAUCAUUUAUGUUAAAAAUGGGAAGUGUUGCUCUUAAUACACUGUUUGUGUAUUAUUAAAUUUGUGUUCCCAUUAUCGCCCCAGCAGAUCUGCAUGUAAGACAUCAAUAUGCAGUAAACAUAUUUUUUUGUGCAUUUACUCCUGGCGCACAUUGUUGACUCGUAAUCACUGAUGACUACGACGCCGUGAGGCUUUAUUGAAUGAUACUGUGCAAUGUAAUGUUCAGUUGCCCGUGGUGAUGGGGCUGAUUAUGUGGAAUUGCUUGAUAUUACAUUUUAAUAUCCGUUAGAUUGUCAGAUGGUCAUAGGAGACACGUUUCAAAGCGAGUAACCAGCAAUGUUAAAAAGCACAAUGAAUAUCAGAUGUUCUCUCUCAAUAUUGAAAUGUAUUUUUUGUCACAUGCUAAUCUACAUAUGUACUGUUUAUUUAAAUAUGCAGAAUAAAUCUGUCU
Sebastes umbrosus (honeycomb rockfish) is the source of this 2890-nucleotide messenger RNA. RefSeq lists its product as uncharacterized. The transcript is spliced from 7 exons. Gene Ontology annotation, biological process: cholesterol metabolic process; chlorophyll biosynthetic process. Lineage: Eukaryota; Metazoa; Chordata; Actinopteri; Perciformes; Sebastidae. Bases 124 to 1461 code for a protein of 445 amino acids. Gene Ontology annotation, cellular component: chloroplast. Gene Ontology annotation, molecular function: 2 iron, 2 sulfur cluster binding; chlorophyllide a oxygenase activity. The record is from RefSeq and is a predicted model, not a curated record.